UAUGUGAUGCCAUUUUGGAUGAUUGCUCCUAAUGACGACGAUUCCCAAACCCCUCGCAACCCAGCACACAACACAACUUUGCCAUCACAUCUGAGCCACACGAUGCAUCUGGUUGAAUUAUGAUACUUUGAUAGAUAAAGCAACUCCUGCGUUAUCUCAGUCAAGGCACUUCGUUUUCAACUACACAAACGCUGGUAAUUCUCGCUCAUCAUUAAUCAACACCCCCUUGUCAUUUCACUUCCUUCAAACCCCUUUCUCUCCGCUGCUAUUUUACUCAUUUCGAUGACUCUACAUUACCCAAUCAAAACCCUAAUAUCGUUCCUUAUUAUAGAACCGCGUAUAGGGUUCUUGUUUUUUCAUUUGGGGAUCCUCCUGAAGUUUAGUCUGGUAGUGGAAUUGUUGUUCGGCCGGGGAUUUCUGGUUAUGAUGUGUCUGGUAGCGGUGGUGGUGGUGGUGCUAGCUUCGGUGGUGAUUCGUAUUUGGACAAGAGAGAGCCAAGAAGGUGCUUUCUGUGGCAGUUUAUAAGAGAAUAUUUCAUGACAAGUCCACGUGGUUGGUAUAUUACUUCAGCAUGUUUUUAUCCUUUCAAUAAUUCCAUGCACAUAUGCACACACUUUUUUUACUUUUUUGUUUCAAAUCUAAUGUAAAGUUUUUUUUUUUUGGUUUAAACUCUUCAAUUGUAUUAGUUAUACUGGUUUUGUCAUGUUCUUACUAUUUGGAAUGUUAGGCCUGCAGGAGAUUCAAGUAAUGAUGGUAAGUAAAGCCAAUGUUGUUGUUGAUAAUGAUAAUGAUAAUGAUGAUGAUGAAGUUGAACUUGAGAAAAGUAAUAUCCUUUUGAUGGGGCCGAGUGUAUUCCGUACUUACAGCUCUGUGUUGUCAUGUUUCGGAUUCGUAAGAUGUUAAUGUGUGAUGCUUUUGUUCUUUGAAGCACAAAUUUUUCUAAUGGAUUCAGUUCACUGUCAGCAGCCUAGUUUCAUUUAGUUGCACUAGCAGUGUUAUUGAAUAUCAGUUAUGGCAGAUAUCAGUGGCGGUUUUUGGGCUAGCCGCAACAGUAAAUAUGGGCUGAUAUUGCAGAUUUUUCUGCCCUAAUCUGCUAUGACGGCGCCACAGAGGGGCCGGUACAGCAGGAUCUUGCCUCUCUGCCAUGGACCGCCAUCUGCCAUCGACAACACUGUGCACUAGUAUAUUAUUGAAUUUUUAAAAAUUAAAGCAGCAGCAUAAUUUUGUAAAAGCAAAAUUACACUGCAGUCUAGGUUGAUAAAUUCAUAGAGCCAGUGAUAGGGUCAUUAUAAAAAAUUAAUUUAUUUAAUUUGAUUUUGUUGUCUAGGAUUUAAUUGGAUUUUAUUGAGUGUCAUAUAUAUGAUUAAGUGAACAAACAUUACUCUAUGUAUCAAACAUAUUCGAUCCACGACAACUGCAGUUUUUUUAAUCCUCUUAAGUCAUGCAGAUUCACUACGGUUGGAAACAUCUAGAGAAUCAAUAGGAACCGUCGGAUCUUAAUGAAUCAGAUGGUUUUGAUUGAUUUUGAUCAAACCGUACAGAUUAUGUCACCGUACGUGAUUGCGACUGCAGCGCAGCACUCAUUCAAGAAAGCAUGUUUCAACCAACAAGCAACAGCAGCAACCAAGAUUUGGUUCAUACCAUGCCACAGUCUCUCCAAGGGACCUCGACAUCAGUGCCAACGGAUCUGAGUGAAAGCUCCAUGGACACAAAAGACAACUUGCAAAAUAGAGAAUUUAUAAAUGCAGAAAAUAUCAUCAGGCACUCCCAGAAACUACAAGGGGAUCUGCAAGUGUUUGGGAUGAAAAUUAAGCAGCAUGAGGACAGGCUGAGUCUUUUGAACACGGAAAAAGUCAAAUUAGAAGACUCCAUUAUUCAUUUGCAAGUUGCUAUUGGGAAAUCAAAGUCUUCAAGCACAACAAAGAUUGAUAAUGCAGAGGAGGAGGUAGAUAAACAAAUAUUGCAGCAUGAAAAAUCUGCUGCUAGUGUUUUGUGCCAGAUAAAGACUCGUUAUGGAGCGCAUGCUUCUCUUCUUACACUAAGAAAGGAGGUUAUAGGUAUUGUUCCUAUGCUGGGAAGAGUUGAGGAUGACAAUCUCAGCAGACUUUUCUCUGAGUAUCUCGGAGUGGAGACUAUGUUGGCAAUUGUUUGUAAAACUUCUGAAGGAGUUAAAGCUAUCGAAAUGUAUGACAAGGAAGGCUGCAUAAAUAAAAGUAGCGGUCUUCAUGGGCUAGGUGCAACUAUUGGAAGGGCUUUGGACGGUCGAUUUUUAGUCAUAUGUCUUGAAUCCCUAAGGCCUUAUGCUGGUAAAUACGUGGUUGAUGAUCCACAGAGGAAGUUGGACAUUUUAAACCCAAGAUUGCCCAAUGGGGAGUGUCCGUCUGGAUUUCUUGGGUUUGCUGUGAAUAUGAUUAAUAUAGACACCGAGAACCUGUUUUGUGUAACUCCGAGUGGUUUUGGCCUCAGAGAAACUCUGUUUUAUAAUCUCUUUUCUCGUCUACAAGUAUAUAAGACUAGGGUUGAAAUGAUGCAAGCACUUCCUUUGAUAACUGACGGAGCUAUUUCUUUAGAUGGAGGAAUGAUUAGGAAUUGUGGUGUAUUUUCCUUGGGCAAUAGGGAAGAUGUUAAUCUGAGAUUCCUCAGACCAGAAAGAUCAGCGGGGCUUGAUGAACAAGUUGAAAUUGAGAAGAAAAUGAAGGAUGCCCAGUUGAAGAAGGAAAAAAUUUUGGAAGAUCUAAAAAGGGAAAGGACAUUAUUGGACACGGUGAAGCACAAUUUCAGCAAAAAGAAGAUUGAUUUUCUCAAGUAUUUGGCUUCAAGUUCAUCAUCAUAUGCAACCCCGGUUCAGAAUGCUCCUUCCGUACCCUGAUGAUGGGAAACCUAUAUAUCCAUUUUUUAGAAUGGCCCUGGAAGAUGAAGGUUAAGUUCUGUUGCGAAAUAUGUGGUUUACCCAAAGUUAUAUGACAACUGAUUUUGCGGAGUGGGUGUGAUUGGAGGCCGUGAAUGCUGUAGAUCUUUGUUAAAGCCAUUUUUUCUGCUUGUAAUUUUAUUUGACCUUUGAAAUUUGAAUAAUUUGAAACGUCAGAAUGUUGUGCUAAAUUUAACGCCAGCAUUCUUCUCACUUUUUUCUCAUCCAUUUUCUUCUCACUAUUAUCUUAAAUCUCAACAUGUCAAAAUCACCUCUAUAGGAGCAGUGAGGUAGAGUCUUCGUUCAUAUCAAGGAAAUCAAGUUAUUGAAUGAAGAAGUGGUACGAAAUUUCAUUAUUUGUAUUUGAAAAUAAUUAGAGUGAAAUGAAACAUGAUGAAAUUCCUUCUCA
Lathyrus oleraceus (garden pea) is the source of this 3317-nucleotide messenger RNA. RefSeq names its product protein DEFECTIVE IN MERISTEM SILENCING 3. Lineage: Eukaryota; Viridiplantae; Streptophyta; Magnoliopsida; Fabales; Fabaceae. The record is from RefSeq and is a predicted model, not a curated record. The coding region runs from base 1595 to 2869 and encodes 424 amino acids. The transcript is spliced from 10 exons.